UACAAUAAUAAUAUGAUAAACAACAGUUUAAUUUUGAAUUAAAUUUAAUAAAAUAAAAAUGGGGAAGAAAUCUAAAGUAGGACUCGGAAGAUCUUUGAUAAAAGAUCGUUUCGGUCAUAGUAAAGGACGAAAAACUGUUGAUGAUAAUUCUAUGUUGCAUACGACUGAAAUCCAAGACGGUUAUGAUUGGGGCCGAUUGAAUCUUCAAAGUGUCACUGAAGAAUCUUCAUUCCAAGAAUUUCUGAGCACUGCCGAAUUAGCCGGAACAGAAUUCCAAGCAGAAAAGUUGAAUAUAAAGUUUGUGAACCCAAAAUCAAACGUUGGAUUACUUGUGGGUUCUGAUAGAACUAGGGCUCUUGAAGAGCAAGAGAAGAAUAGACAAUUUCUUAGAAUUCCUAGAAGGCCGAAAUGGUCCUCAGAGACUUCUGCAGAAGAGCUCCAACAAAACGAAAGAGAAGAGUUCUUAAAGUGGCGUCGAGAUCUAGCAGCCUUACAAGACAACGAAGGCCUAGUUUUGACCCCAUAUGAAAAAAAUCUAGAGUUCUGGCGCCAAUUAUGGAGAGUGGUUGAACGCAGUGAUGUAGUUGUACAAAUAGUAGACGCCCGUAAUCCUUUACUCUUUCGUUGUGAAGAUUUAGAAUUGUAUGUUAAAGAAGUGAGCGAUGAUAAAAUGAAUUUGAUACUUGUAAACAAGGCUGAUUUUUUGACUAAAGAGCAAAGAGAAGCGUGGGCUAGGUAUUUUGAUGGAGAGGGCGUUCGAGUUGCUUUCUUUUCUGCUAAGCUGUCGAAGGAGAAAGAUGGUGAGAAAUCCGAUGAGGAGUUGUCGGAGAUUUCUGAAGAAGAUGAGGAUGGGGAUGAUGAAUCUGAUGAUGACCCAAAUGAACCAGAACCAACAGUCAGUUCUUUAGAAUCCCAAGUCGAAAAUUUACAAAAAUCAGUAACAUCUACAGAAGAAAAUCUAAAGAAAAUACUCACAGACAUUCCUAAAAUAACUACAGAAUCAUCUCAAGUCACCGAAUCAACCACAAAAGAACCAGAAAGCAUUGAAGAAUCUAAAAACUCAUUUCUCAAUUCUUCUGAACUGUUGACAAGAGAAAUGUUAAUAGAAUUUUUCAAAACAAUUCACACCGGACCAAAAUAUACAUCAGGAAUAACAACUAUAGGCUUAGUGGGUUAUCCAAACGUUGGCAAAAGUAGUACUAUUAAUGCUUUGAUGCUGUCCAAGAAAGUUUCAGUAUCGGCUACACCGGGGAAGACUAAACAUUUUCAAACUUUGUACCUUGAUCAGGAUAUUAUGCUGUGUGACUGCCCGGGUCUGGUUAUGCCAAGUUUUGUUCUAACAAAAGCCGACAUGGUGAUAAAUGGAAUACUGCCAAUAGAUCAAAUGAGGGACCACGUGCCUCCUAUAAAUUUAGUAGCAAGUUUAAUUCCUAGACAUAUUAUCGAAGAUACGUAUGGGAUUAUGAUUGCAAAGCCUUUAGAAGGAGAGGAUCCUGAUAGGGCUCCUGUGGCUGAAGAAGUUUUAAAUGCUUAUGGAUACAAUAGGGGUUUUAUGACUGCAAACGGACAGCCAGACUGUCCUCGUUCAGCAAGGUACAUUCUAAAAGACUAUGUCAAUGGAAAACUGUUAUAUUGUUACGCACCUCCUAAUAUGAAACAAGAUGAAUAUCAUAUAUUUCCCGAAAGGAAAGCUAAGGUUAAUUUGGAUCGAGUUUUGCCGCCCAGGGAACAGAGAGCAAUUAAGAUUGGUAAAAUGACAUCAGCCGAUUUAGACAAGCAAUUCUUUAUCAAAAACACACAAGCAGCCCACAUCAAAGGCAAACUGCCCGUAAAUCCAAAACUAAUCCAACAAAAUGAUGGAGGAAAUUCUUCAUCAAUGGGAUCUAAGGAUAGUUUGAUAACGAUUGUGGAAAAACCGUGGAAGCUUCAUAACAAACACGCUAAUAAGAAAAAGAAGGAAAAGCUUAGAAGAGUUUACUCGCAUCUUGAUCAACAUUGAUAGAAACUAUUUGUUAUUCUUAUAUUGUUUGAAAUAUAAAUAAUUUAUUAUUAUACAUUAUUUUAAUUCU
Molecule: messenger RNA, 2069 nt
Organism: Ctenocephalides felis (cat flea)
Lineage: Eukaryota; Metazoa; Arthropoda; Insecta; Siphonaptera; Pulicidae
Product: large subunit GTPase 1 homolog
Exons: 9
Coding region: 59-1999 (646 amino acids)
Biological process (GO): ribosomal subunit export from nucleus
Cellular component (GO): cytosol
Molecular function (GO): GTPase activity; GTP binding
Source: RefSeq, a predicted model, not a curated record